This is a messenger RNA of Camelina sativa (false flax), 659 nucleotides long. Lineage: Eukaryota; Viridiplantae; Streptophyta; Magnoliopsida; Brassicales; Brassicaceae. The record is from RefSeq and is a predicted model, not a curated record.
CAAUUCAUAAUCAAUCAGGUAGUGAACAAGACUGCUGCAACCUUUGCCCCGCGGGCUUCCACCGCCAGUAAAAACCCAGCUGUCCCUGGAACUACUCUCUAUAAAGUUUUUGAGGUUCAAGCGUAUGCAUCUAUGUUCGUUGGAGGGGUCCUUUCUUUCAACCUCCUCUUUCCCUCCAACGAACCUGAUUUAUGGAGGCUCAUUGGGAUGUGGUCCAUUUGGAUGUUCACUAUCCCUUCUCUUCGAGCACGAGACUGUCCAAGUAAAGAGAAAGAGGCUCUUAACUACCUCUUUCUCAUCGUCCCCUUGCUCAAUGUUGCUAUACCCUUCUUUUACAAAUCCUUUGCUCUUGUCUGGUCUGCUGAUACUGUUGCCUUCUUUGCCAUGUACGCCUGGAAGCUUGGAUGGCUGGAAACAACAGAGUAGGGUGUACCUGUGUUGGGAUUCUUUGUCUUCUCUUCCUUUGAAUCAUUCUUCAUUUAGCUUCUCUGUCGAACGAAGCCUAUCGUGUCAGGUACGUGGGUUUAAGGCAAACGAAUGUGAACACAUUUUUCGACAAGAAUAUAUGAGCUUAGCUCUUAAGGAAUAUUUCUUGUAAAUCAUAGAAUUCUGAGGUGAAUUUUAGCUCAAAAUACAAGUCUACUUUUUCUUAUCAAGAA